GCAUGAGGAGAGGGGAGGUGGGGUGAGUGAGGAAGAGGAGGGCGAGGAAGAGGGUUAAAGAGGGGGACUACGUUCAUCAGCAACAAUCGUAAAAGCUGGUUUCCUCUUCCUUUAUCAAGGUGUGGCUAUAAAUCCCGUUGCCAUCGGAAAGCAGCGACGUGCACAGGACACAAAGUUCAGGCUUCAUGGAGAUGAAGCUGAGUGAAGAGAUGACAGAACGGAAAAUGUCCAGAUGACAACUGAUGACCCAGUCCAAAUAUGCUGACAUAGCAGGCUGACUGUUUGAUUGACAGCUCAACAACGCACCCUUCCUCUUGCCGCCGGCCACUCAUCGUCCGUCCAGCCAUGUUGUUUAGGAGGAAGCUGUGCGCUGCCCUGGUGAUUGCCGCCAUCCUCUUCCUCAUGCUCGCCAGUCAGAGCAUCCAGAGGAGACACUUUCUGCUUCUGUCCUUAGCCCUGCCCAUCAACUGGGCCACGCCCACCAGCAGGGAGACAGUAGUUGAAACCACGGCACCUCCUGCUGAUCCGACCCCUGACCCUCCCAGGACCUCCCCUCCUCCCGGCACCACCCCACCUGAAGCCGAGGAGAGGCCUGUAGAGAAGUUGUUAGGAGGCGUCGUAGAAGAGCGAAACCAAAAGCAGAGACGGUCGUGUGGUUGUACCAAAUCUUGUAUUUCCGACCUGGGGGGGUCAAAGUGGUUCAGCCAGCGCUAUGACCCCAAACAGCAGCCCAUCCUCCUCCGACACAACAACUUUGACCCUGAAGCACUCAAAUGGUGGCUGAGACUUCAGCGGUCUGAGAAGGACCGUACUAUAGAGGAAGUGAUGAUUGAUAUGUUCAAGGUAAUUUCCCCACCCACUGUGGACUCCACCCCCUCCUCCUCCCGUUGCCGAAGGUGCGCGGUGGUUGGCAACUCCGGCAACUUGCUGGAGUCAAAAAACGGCAACCUGAUCAACUCCCACCACUACGUCAUCCGGAUGAACAAGGCGGUGACUCGAGGAUUUGAGAAAGACGUUGGGAAUCGGACGACGCAUCACUUCCUGUACCCGGAGAGCGCGGUGGAUGUUGAGCACGGCGUCAGCCUCGUCCUGCUGCCGUUCAAACUGAGAGACCUGGAGUGGCUGACCAGCGCGCUGUCCACCGGCCAAGUCAAAAUGACCUACAUGAGGGUUAAAGACCGAGUGCAGGCUGAUAAAGACAAGGUUCUGGUGGUGAACCCAGUGUUCUUUAAGUAUGCUUACGAUCGUUGGACCGAGGGUCACGGUCGCUACCCGUCCACCGGCAUGCUGGCCAUCAUCUUCGCUCUGCACAUCUGUGACCAGGUGUCGGUUUUUGGUUACGGCGCCGACGAGCAGGGGAACUGGCAUCACUACUGGGAGGCGAACCGCUAUGCUGGAGCCUUCCGGAAGACCGGAGUCCACAGCGCCGACUUUGAAACCAAGAUCAUCCACCAGCUCGCCAAGGAGGGCAAGAUCAGUCUGCACCUGGGACGGAGUCCGUAGACAGGCCUACGGACCUUCUGAUCUACGGACUGACCCACAUACAGACCAACAGAUGUGUCCGCCAGCCGACAGACCUACAGACAGACCUGUGGACUAACCCACAGACAGACAUGCUGACUGAAAGACCAGUCUGCUUACUGACCAGCACAUUAUUCACCACUUAAUUGUUUUGACCAAGAACCAGCUACAUCUCAUCUGGUACUCGACUGAGUCUGGUUGCUUGUGGCACACCGGGCUGCCACGGCUUGUUUCGGGGGGGAUUUUUGACACGAUGUGUCUUACACGUCAAUCAUCCCUUGAGUCAGACAUUCAGGCAUGCCGGAUUGAAGCCGUUUGUUAGGCAGCAAUAUUUGAACAUACCUGGAUUACCUGUGGACGGAGUCUUCCGGGGACAGUUGGACGGGGUUCAGAUUUCCUCCUCCUGCAGACUCCUGUUGGUUGAAAUGCUCAACUUAAACAUACAGACUGGUUUUCGGGACCCUCCACUUUACAAACAGAACUGCUCUCUGGGACUGCAAGGAAGGACCACACAAGUUUUGCUCUGAGCGGGAAACAACCACAGACUUUUUUAUAUAUUUUUGAUGGAUUUUGUUGACUAUAAACGGGGAUACCCUCUUUUUUUAAUCAAAGCACUUUGCCCUGCAGAAGAAAUGGCACUAAGAGGCCAUGCUGUUGCUUCUCUGUCCAACCACAUUUCAGGACAUUAUAUAUAUUUAUAUCAUUUAUAAUCCAUCCAUUAUUCUAACUGAAUCUUAAUGCAAACUGUCACUUACUGUCCUGACAGACUUACGUUUUCUUUCACAUCUCCAUUUUGGGAAUGUAAGCCAAUGACAAUUCCGGUCUCGACCAUACAAUAUGGCGCUGGAGGCGGUGAGUGGGGGGUUAUGUUGGGGGUUAUGUUCCUGACUAAAGCAGGAACAUUUUAAUUAGUAUUUGAUGUGUAUGAAGUGUGAUUUGAAGGACUUGUUUUGUUGUACUCCAGUAGCUGAGCUAUAAAGUUAUACUCAACACCAACUUAAGAUGUGAAUCAGGGAGUAAAGCUGCAGACUGUUGAACUCCAUAGGCAGACGUAACGUAAGGAUGUGAGUCACAGCUCAGCGGAUGGGAACGACCAGGACGAGUAGACCCUGCACGACUUUCAACUAAAGAUUCAUUAAACAAAACAUAACGAGGUCAAACAAUCAGCAACACAACCAGUGUGUGCGGUGCCAAACCAAAAAGAACCAACCAUAUGAAUGAAGAGAGACUGGAGGAAUCCGCUGUCUGUCACACCUGUACUGUGAAUGUACAAAAACUGUCACAGUCGACUGAAUGUUAUGAGGAGUGUUAUCAC
Molecule: messenger RNA, 2836 nt
Organism: Etheostoma spectabile (orangethroat darter)
Lineage: Eukaryota; Metazoa; Chordata; Actinopteri; Perciformes; Percidae
Gene: st3gal8
Product: ST3 beta-galactoside alpha-2,3-sialyltransferase 8
Exons: 9
Coding region: 346-1503 (385 amino acids)
Biological process (GO): sialylation
Cellular component (GO): membrane
Molecular function (GO): beta-galactoside (CMP) alpha-2,3-sialyltransferase activity
Source: RefSeq, a predicted model, not a curated record